AUGGCAGCAUCUGCAGGUGCUGCGGGGUCGACCACAGUACCGUCAGUAGCAGUCGCGACAGUUGUGGCCGUCCCGACCGUUGCAUCAGCGGCACCGCAAACCGAAAACAGUCCACAGUCUACCAGCUCGGCGCUGGCUUCCGCUUCUGUCCCGACGAAUGCCAACAGCCCUGGCCAGAAGGGGCCUCUGCCGGCGCCCACCACGUCGACAAACGCAAACGGCCUGCGACAUGACCGCUCCAUGGAUUUUGACGAGCCGGCCGGGGUCGCACAAAGCACAAAUACCAAUGUAAGCGACGCGUCGGAUCAGCCACGGCGCAAACGGAGGCGGUCCCAUCUGGGCUCCUCCUCGUCUGCCGCUGCCGUGCCCCAUCUCUCGCGCCUCAUCCAGGGCGGCCGUGGCAGCCUCUUUUACAUUGGCGACUCGGCAAACUUGAGCUUUCUGCAAAUCAUCCGGCGGUUGACUCGCGAGUCGAUAGGCUCUUGCAAGUUCACCGAUGACCCUUUCCAGCAUCUUAUUGUCGAGGCCGCACCAUCCACCAGCAACAACUGGGUCUUGGAUGCCAUUCAGGGCCCUCCCAGCAUACCUUACGUCGAGAAGGCCUCGUCCUUGCUGACUUGGUUUUUGCGCGCUACAAACUGCAUUUUGGGCAUGUACGACGAGGCCGAGCUCAGAGAGAACAUGCUCUGGUGGCUGCAGCAACAGUCACCCAAAGAGUCGUCUCCUGGCAGCGGCCGUGACAGUCUCACGUCUGCCGACAGCGCGGCACAGGAAGCGAUCUUCUUUCUCAUUUUUGCGAUCGGCGCCCAGGCGAGUCCCGAAGACGACGACGAGUUGGCCGAAAAGUAUUUCAAUUACGGCCGCUACCUCACAGUCUGCGGUGCCACUGUCGAGCCUAGUCUCUCUACAAUCCAGGCCUACAUCUUACUUUCCAUGUAUCUGCUUGCAGCGUCCCGCAGAAAUGCGUCCUUCAUGUACCUAGGAAUGGCCGUUCGCGCUGCUUAUGCCCUCGGCAUUCACCGGAGCGACAUCAAUGCGGCCUUCGACCCGAAUGAGUACGCGCCGCGUGAACGGCUGUGGAAGGUCCUGCGGACACUCGAUCUGUUCUUGAGCACAUCUCUUGGACGCCCACCGUCGACAACAGAAACACGCAACACCAAGGCAGAAGACAACUACUCAGCAGCAAACGACCUAUGCUCCAUCUUCGAAGCAAUAUUAACCCAGGUGUACUCUACACGUACGGUCUCGACCUCGACUAUAGAAAGGAUCAGCGAACAACACAGGCUGUGGACAACGCGAUUUGCUUCUGGCCUCGCUACAGAUGGAAUCCAGCCGGAAGAGUUUUUGGAUCUGGAUGGCGACGGCACCAAGACACCAAACAUCGGCCUCUUCCACCUAAGGAAGCCUAUUACUGGACCAUUAUGCUUCUAUCGCGGCCGUUUCUAA
Sporothrix brasiliensis 5110 is the source of this 1446-nucleotide messenger RNA. RefSeq lists its product as uncharacterized. Gene Ontology annotation, molecular function: RNA polymerase II cis-regulatory region sequence-specific DNA binding; DNA-binding transcription factor activity, RNA polymerase II-specific; zinc ion binding. Gene Ontology annotation, cellular component: nucleus. The record is from RefSeq and is a predicted model, not a curated record. Gene Ontology annotation, biological process: positive regulation of transcription from RNA polymerase II promoter by galactose; DNA-templated transcription. Lineage: Eukaryota; Fungi; Ascomycota; Sordariomycetes; Ophiostomatales; Ophiostomataceae. The coding region runs from base 1 to 1446 and encodes 481 amino acids. The transcript has a single exon.